Daldinia caldariorum is the source of this 2877-nucleotide messenger RNA. RefSeq lists its product as uncharacterized. Bases 1 to 2877 code for a protein of 958 amino acids. NCBI's taxonomy places the organism in Eukaryota, Fungi, Ascomycota, Sordariomycetes, Xylariales, Hypoxylaceae. Gene Ontology annotation, biological process: positive regulation of transcription by RNA polymerase II. The transcript is spliced from 6 exons. Gene Ontology annotation, cellular component: nucleus. Gene Ontology annotation, molecular function: DNA-binding transcription factor activity, RNA polymerase II-specific; zinc ion binding; transcription cis-regulatory region binding. The record is from RefSeq and is a predicted model, not a curated record.
AUGAAUCCAGCAGGAGAACCGACGGGAGACGCGUCCGCAACAUCUCAACCUCUUCGGUCGUCGACGUCAGAAGAGAGGGAUGGCGAUAAUCCGGCGCCUAAGAAACCGAUCGUUCGGAAACGAACAAAGACGGGCUGCCUUACCUGUCGGAAACGCCGAAUUAAGUGUGAUGAAGGCAGACCGACCUGUAAUAAUUGCUUGAAAUCAAAGCGGCAGUGUGAUGGAUAUAACCAACGAGUCGUUUUCAAAGAUCCUCUGGGUGCAUUUGCCAACGCCCCCUUUGGGCCGAUACACUAUCCAGCUCCUUCUCCCCAGGCAUUGGUAAGAGAGCAGCAGCUAUCGGCAGCGCAGCAAAAGUCUUCAUCGCAGGCCUUACAGAUCAUUGCCCCUAAACCGCCUAUGGGAUACCCUCAAAUGCCUGGAUUCUACCCCGGCCAAGUUGGACAAAACACGUCACCUAUGAACUUCGACCCCAGCGGACUCGGAUCUCAUCCUUCCCAGUCAAAAUAUACCUUCUUUCCACCGACCACUGUCGACGCAUUUUCACAACAACAACAACAUCACCAGUGGAGGCAAGAACAGCCUUCGAAUUUCGGCCAGCUACCAUCUUCUAUUGCUCCUGAGAAUAUUGCCCGGAAUGGUCCCCCUAUUCCACCUCCGCAACAACAACAACAACAACAACAACAACAACAGCCAGGCAAUGUCCAUCUAGAUAAAGGCAAGGCUCGUGCCGAACUUGAACAACCUAUCCAAAUUACGGAGCCUGUAUACGAGGAAUGGGAAUACCCCGUGUCGGACGACGAGUCUAUGGCAGAGUCGGACGAUAUACUAAUUAGUGAGCGGCGCACUUCUCUCGACUUCAACGAAUUCGGAGUAGUUGCCUUCCAAAGGCUCGACCAGCCAUACGACAUAUUCGGAACUCAGACGAGAACGUUCUCGGCUUUCGCUUCCGAUCUCACGACAUAUGAACCGUCGCCGUCCAAUUCUCCCUUGAGCGAUAAACAAAUAGCAGGAGUAUUCUGGCAUUUCGUAAACGUGACCGGACCUAGCAUUUCCAUGUAUGAAAGGUAUCCUAUUGAUCCGUCGCCGAUCUUCCAGGGCCAACCUAUACCUAAGUCUCGUCAGCAUAUUUGGACCUAUACGUUCCCGGUUCUCUCUUUUACUCACCCGGCUCUCCUUCAUGCCAUACUCGCAAUCGCAAGUUUACAGGUUGCAAAACUUCAAGCUGUGCCACCUACAGCAUCUCUCAAGCAUUAUCACCUGGCUUUGAGGAGAAUCGCGCGGAACGUGAGCCGACCGACAAGGCGGGCUCAGCCAGCAAACCUGGCAGCAACACUAGUAUUGGCAUUUUAUGAAGUGUGGAAUUCCGACCAUGACAAAUGGAGCAGACAUCUUCUAGGAGCGCGGUUGAUCAUUAAAGAAGUGCCAUUCGCCGAAAUGACUCGCGCCAUGAUGAGAAUUAAAUGCCAGCAGAAGAUCCAAGAAGCGCAACAGCCUCCGAUGGACGCUUUUGGGAUGUUCGCGGCAUACGAGGAGACGGGUCCCUUGCAUAAAGACUGGGACCAGCUGGACGUCCCGCUACUGAGGGAGAUAACCGGCAGGGAUAUCUCGUUUGACGAGUUAGGGAUGGUCCCCGAAGAGCGCAGCGCGUACCCCAGGUCGAGGUUCCAGCAGACGGAUAAAGACAUGGAAAAUUACCAACAGUUGAGCGACCUCUUCUGGUGGUACUGCAAACAGGACGUCUACCAGAGCGUCCUGGGCGGAACAAGGCUAUUCCUCGAUUACGAUGCAUGGACUCAAUGUCCGCCACGAGCCCCAAUAGGAAGACUAGAUGCUAUUUAUGGCACGUACGACCACCUCAUGCUAUUGCUUGGCCGCCUAGCAAACUUCACGUCGAAGGACCUAAGCCGAAAACGGGAAGCCCUAAAAAAAGCAGGCGGACCCGGCGCGAACCCCGGCCGCGGGGGUUCUCCGGGUAUGUUUCCGGGCAUGGUACCCCGACACCCGGGGACGGUAACGGUGCCGAUGGGGUUCACCCCUCCGAGGGAGACGUCGCCGUCGUCAUCAUCAGGUGAUGGGAGCCCCGAGAAUAUCGACCUCGACGCUAGUACCGCCGAGGCGUAUCGCGAGUGGGAGGAGAUCCGGCGGGCCUUCGAGACGCUGCGGAGCCACUUCGGCCCGGAGUUCGAGGCCCUCGGCACCGACGUGUACCCGGCGCGGGCGACGCCCUUCGGCCUCGCCGCCCACUACAGGACCUACUCCAUCGCCGGCGUCUGGAUGAACUACUACAUGGGCCUCAUCGUGCUGCACCGGGCCCACCCCACCAUGCCCCCCGUCGCCAUGGUCGCCGCCGGCAUCUCCGCUCGCACCACCGCCUCCUACUGCAUGGAGGUCGGCCGCAUCGCCGCCGGCCUCGAGGAGAAUAUCGCGCACCUCGCCAACGUCAGUACGCUUAUGGCGGCUGCGCUGAUCGAGUGCUGUUUUCCGCUGUUCGUCGCAGGGAUCCAGUACCACGACGACUUCCAGCGGCAAUGGCUCAUCCAGCGGCUGCACGACAUCGCGCGGCUGACAGGGUGGCAGUCGGCGCGGCAGAUCGCGGUGGGGUGCGAGUCGUCGUGGACGAAGGCGGCGCAGCUGGGGCGGGGCCCGGCGUACGCGCGGUCGGUGAACCUGAACGCGGAGCCGCCGGGGUCGGUGUGGGUCAGCGCGCGGCGCAUCGACAGGCGCAUCCAGGAGGAGAGGGACCACGGCGCCGGCGACGAGUCCAAGAUCGUGCUCGCCAAGGGCGAGAAGGCCUCCUACGCCAUGGGCCUGCUCGCCGUCGAGCACGACCUCGAGAAGCUCGACCUCGAUGCCAGCGAGCUGGAUCGCCGGUGA